AUGCUACCCAUAGAAUGUGUUUUUAAUAGUGUAAAAAGUAAAUAGAUAAUGUUUAAUUGCUGGCAAGUACUGUAUUGUAUUGCCUUGGUGGUGUUGUGUGUACUUCUGGAAGGUGACCACUGGAGGGCGAUACAGACCAGGAUAUUGUAAAAACGUUCGUGGGUUGGUCUGGACUCCUCCCAGAGAGGAGGACGUCGGUCCCCUCCGAGUGAAACAAAGAGAUUAGAGGAUGAGAGAGAAGACCUCGACAAGCAUUUUUGUCUGCAUGUCUGUCGACAUAUUUCUUCUAUUUUUGGAUAUAUAUUUUCGGAAGGUGUUGGUCAUCCUUUUGUAUGCCUUAUGUGGACGUAUGGAAUGAUGACUACUGCAAAAAGAUGGAGCUCAGUGCGGAUUUUUGUGCUCUUUGUGCUGCUGGAGUGUUACCGGGAAGCGGUGUGCGGCCAGCUCUCUUACUCUGUGGCGGAGGAGGUGAAUGCGGGGACUUUUGUGGGGAACAUUGCUAAGGACUUGAACCUAAACGUCCAGGAUUUGGAGUCCCGCAUGUUUCAGAUUGUUUGGACUGGCAAGAAGAAAUAUUUGGAGGUAAACCUAAAGACUGGAGUCCUCUAUGUUAAUGAGAGAAUAGAUCGAGAGGAACUGUGUGGAGACCAAUCCAAAUGUUCACUCAGCGUGGAGGCUGUGAUCAAUAAUCCGUUGAAACUGUAUCGAAUUGAGAUCAUAAUAUUAGAUGUAAAUGACAAUUAUCCUAUAUUUAUUAGCAAAAUGCAAGUGUUAAAUAUCACAGAAAACACAGAGGUGAGCACAAAAUUUCCUCUGCAUGCGGCUCUUGAUGCAGACGUUGGUAAAAAUACAGUAAAUUCAUACAAGCUCAGUCAGAAUGAACAUUUCUCUCUUGAUGUACAUAAGGGAGAGAGUGCAACUCCAGAGUUAGUGCUUCAGAAGCUUUUAGACCGAGAGAAACAGCCCAUGAUCAAACUCACAUUGACUGCUACUGAUGGAGGAACACCAGCUAAAUCAGGAACUAUGACUAUUGUUGUCAAUGUACUGGACAUUAAUGAUAAUGCUCCUGUAUUCAGCCAACAGUUAUAUAAAGCUAGUGUAUACGAAAAUAUUGACAUAGGUACAUCGAUAAUAACACUAAAUGCCACUGACUUAGACGCAGGACAAAAUGGGCAAGUGAUUUAUUCUUUCAGUGACGUGGGCCGAGGGAAACAGAAUGGUUUAUUUGCUAUUGACGAAACAAGUGGAACUGUUACAAACAUCAAACAAUUAAACUUUGAAGUCAAGAAUCGUUUUGAUAUUCGAGUACAAGCCACUGAUAGGGCUGUUUUUCCGAGGACUUCACACACCAAAUUAUUAAUAGAAGUUUUAGAUGUCAAUGACAAUGCCCCUGAAAUUUCAGUGACAUCAUUGUUAAACACAGUAAAAGAAGAUGCAACAAUUGGAACUGCCAUUGCAAUUGUCUCUGUGUUGGACAAAGAUGGAGGUAAAAAUGGUUUGGUGCAAAGUAAAAUUAACAACAAUGUGCCUUUUAAACUUGAGUCAAAUUAUAGGAAUUCAUAUUCUUUAGUUGUUGAUGGUCCUCUUGACAGAGAGAGUGUAUCUAUGUACACUAUUAGCAUCACUGCAACUGAUGAAGGAAGUCCACCUCUGUCCAGCACCAGUGUUAUUAAUGUGCACAUCUCAGAUGUUAAUGACAACCCGCCUCACUUCUCAGAGCCCCUCAUUAAUGUUUACAUCAAAGAAAAUAGUCCACCAGGAGCAGUAAUUCAUAGAGUGACUGCAGCUGAUGACGACAUUGAUCAAAAUGGGCGAGUGAGUUAUGCAUUUGUACAAAGUAGCACUGACUCCAUGCCACUAACUACAAUGAUAAACAUCAACUCAGAGAGUGGAGAUAUAGUCAGUUUGCAGUCCUUUGACUAUGAGAAGUUAAAGACGUUCCAGUUCAAAGUUCAGGCCACAGACUCUGGUGUUCCUCCACUCAGCAGCAACGUGACUGUCAACAUUUUUACCUUGGAUGAGAAUGACAACAGUCCCACCAUUUUGGCACCAUAUUUUGAGCACAGCUCCGUUAACAGUGAGAACAUCCCCUAUUCCGCUGAAGCGGGAUACUUUGUGGCAAAGAUCAGGGCUGUAGACGCAGACUCUGGAUACAAUGCACUGCUCUCCUAUCACCUGUCUGAGCCCAAAGGCAGCAACAACCUCUUCCGGAUCGGAACCAGCACCGGGGAGAUUCGCACCAAGAGGAGAAUGAGUGACAAUGACCUGAAAAGUCACCCCUUGGUGGUGUCGGUGUGUGAUCAUGGAGAAGCCUCCCUGUCAGCUACUGUGUCUAUUGAUGUGGUGGUGCUUGAAAGCACAGCUGACAUCCACACUCAGUUCAGACAUGUGCCCAUAAAGGACGAGAACUUCUCCGACUUACACCUGUACCUGCUCAUCGCCAUUGUGGCCGUGUCACUCAUCUUUCUGCUCAGCCUCAUCACUUUAGUAGCCGUCAGAUGCCACAGACAGACAGAGGGCACUUUCGGCAGGUACGGCGCCCCCAUGAUCACCACCCAUCCUGACGGGAGCUGGUCUUACUCCAAAGCUACUCAGCAGUAUGACGUGUGUUUCAGCUCAGACACACUCAAGAGUGACGUAGUGGUUUUCCCCGCCCCCUAUCCACCUGUAGAUGCUGAACUGAUCAGUAUUAAUGGAGGAGACACCUUUACCAGGACUCAGACUUUACCUAACACUGAUAAGGUAAGCACAAUACAUUAUUUCAAAUAG
This is a messenger RNA of Entelurus aequoreus (snake pipefish), 2769 nucleotides long. Its product is annotated as protocadherin alpha-8-like. NCBI's taxonomy places the organism in Eukaryota, Metazoa, Chordata, Actinopteri, Syngnathiformes, Syngnathidae. Gene Ontology annotation, cellular component: plasma membrane. The transcript has a single exon. Gene Ontology annotation, molecular function: calcium ion binding. The record is from RefSeq and is a predicted model, not a curated record. Bases 340 to 2769 code for a protein of 809 amino acids. Gene Ontology annotation, biological process: homophilic cell-cell adhesion.